GGCAACUCAAAUGAUACAUUUCAAGCCAAGUAGCCGGUUUUGUUUUUUGUGUCACACUUUUGCCACAUUAUUGAGCUCUUCCACUUUACAACACACGUUCAAUCGGAGGGUUAAUCUUAUGUUUUAGGACAAACGAGUGAAAUAUCUCGAGGUUGCGCUUGCACCAUGAGCAACAUUGCUGUUUCAAGAAAAACCCCAGCCAACAGAAAAGGAAAUAAGGAGAAUGCUCAGCCUGGUGAUGGAGUCAAGUCUUUCAUCAGAAGAGAUUUUUCAAAAUCAACAUCAGCUGUCUCUGUCCAAUGUAAAAGCAAUAGGAAACAGGAGAUCCUGGUUAGAAAUGGUGUCAGUAAAAUCACCUCCAAAAUACAAGACACGAAGUCGACAUCUGGUGAGGUUCUGAAAGGCAAGUCCACACACAAAGAUGGGAAUGGUGGUGCUGUCUGUGAGGUCGAACAACCUGCACGGAACCGGGCCAUUCUUGCUGAGCAGAUAGUGAAAAAUGAAAAAGUAGUUACAGAUACCACAAGGGCACCGGUUGCAGUGGCUUCAUCUAAAUUUGCCCCCGGCCUCUACAAAGGUAAAAUUGUGGAGUCAAAAAUUGGAUCACUUUGGAAGUCAAGUGCGACAGCUCGAGGGGCGGGGUCAAAACCAGCACCACCCAAAACGGAGAGCCAAAAGGUUGUGAAUUUGACAAAAAGCAGGUCAAAGUCUGUUGCUGAUGUCCCUGGACGCAACCUCCAAAAAUCUGCCCCAACGACGUCUAAAUCGCUGUUGGAUGGACGCGCGCAAGCAUCCAAACCUGGACCUAGUGGCCGUCUUCCAGGGCCUCGCUCUGCCCGCCCUCCGACCUCCUCUACUGUCCCGGCAACAUUAAGACCCACCAGCUCCAGAAACACAACAGCGGCACCCACCAAGCCAAAGGUUGCCAUAACUGAUAAGAAGGUCAAGAAGCCUCCUGUCACAAGCACCCUCAGCCAGUACAGAUGUACGGAAACGACAGAGGAAAGAAGGGCAAAAUUAGCUGUGUGGCUGGCUUCCAAGGGCAAGACUCUAAAGAGACCGGCUAUGACAAGCACACGCACAGAAACAAAAAUAUCUGCAUCUGUAAAUCCUAAAGCCAGUAUGAAAUCCCAGGCUCAUGUUAAGGGACAGCAGGAUGAUGCAAAGACAGAACCAGAGCCCAGUCUGGGCCAACCAAAACCGGAGCACGCUGCCCAGGAAGCUCCUGAAACUGUGGAGAUGCAGCCUCCAGUGAAAAUGAACACAAGUUUCGGCCUAGAAAAUUUUGAUUUGGAUUUGCCUGCUGCGCAGGAUGGAUUUGAUGAUGUUGUUCUGAACCUGUGUGAUGUUCUGGAAGCCAUGCAGACGCCUUCAAAAUAUCAGGAUGAACUACCACAGAGCACAGACAUGUGCAACAUUGCUGAAGAGGAGGAAGGAGCUACGGAGGAUGGAUGUGUCAAGGACGUGUCUAAGAAUGUAGAUGCCAAGGAGAUGUUGACAGAUGAGAGUAAAAAGAAAGUUCUGAUGGAUGAAGAAGUUCAAUGUGAUGAUUCUGACAUGGACAGCGUACCACAGAUGGGUCAUGCCUACGUUGUAAAAUACAGUAUCAAAACAACACCAUAUUUGCAAAGCGUGAAGAAAACAAUCGAAGGCGAGGUCCAGACAAGCACCUCGAGGCGGAAAAGCAACAUCAAAGAUCUGAAGUUUCUGACGCCCGUGCGCCGCUCCCGUCGCAUCGAGCGCAAAUCUUCAUAUCUGCCGUCGUCCGUGCUCGAUCAUGACCCGUGUGUGUCAUCGCUGGCCGAGCUGGUAAAACUGGAUGACAGUCUCAAUGCUUAUGUCUACAGAAAAAAUUCUGCUCUUACGGAUGACCUGCCAGACCAGGUCAAACUGUAAUGAUGCACAUGGUAUGUCUGUACUGAAUACACUAUAUUACAUUGUUGGUUUAAAAAAAAGUGUAUAUAUUUUCGGACUGAAACUAAACAAUGUGACCAUAUUUUUGUCUACUAAUUUUAAUAUAUCCAGUGAUCUUAUUAUUUUUUGGUUUUGAUGAAAUUUUAACAUUUGCCUUUCCACUUUUAAGUUCUGAAUGUACUGACUUUUACUUAUAUUUUCACAACUAUAGUAGCUCACUACAAUAAAGGCAACUUUGUCUGACCUUUUAACAAAA
Hippocampus comes (tiger tail seahorse) is the source of this 2170-nucleotide messenger RNA. RefSeq names its product cytoskeleton-associated protein 2. Gene Ontology annotation, biological process: negative regulation of microtubule depolymerization. Gene Ontology annotation, cellular component: microtubule cytoskeleton. The record is from RefSeq and is a predicted model, not a curated record. The transcript is spliced from 7 exons. Lineage: Eukaryota; Metazoa; Chordata; Actinopteri; Syngnathiformes; Syngnathidae. Bases 166 to 1896 code for a protein of 576 amino acids.